This is a messenger RNA of Hyaena hyaena (striped hyena), 3018 nucleotides long. RefSeq names its product NLR family pyrin domain containing 8 (gene NLRP8). Lineage: Eukaryota; Metazoa; Chordata; Mammalia; Carnivora; Hyaenidae. Gene Ontology annotation, cellular component: cytoplasm. Gene Ontology annotation, biological process: regulation of inflammatory response. Gene Ontology annotation, molecular function: protein binding. The transcript is spliced from 11 exons. The record is from RefSeq and is a predicted model, not a curated record.
AUGUCCUCUGCCUCCUCUUCCUCCCCUUUUGAAAAUGGGGUCAUGCUGUACAUGGUCUAUUUAAGCAAGGAGGAGCUACAAAGGUUCAAGCAGCUUUUAGUGGAUGAGAACCUCAGACCUGGCUCUGUCCAGAUCACCUGGGACCAGGUGAAAACAGCCAGAUGGGGGGAGGUGGUUCAUCUCUUGAUGGAGUACUUCCCUGGACGACUGGCUUGGGAUGUGACUCAUGACAUCUUUGCCAAGAUGAACCUGACAGAACUGUGUCUUCGGGUACAGAUGGAGCUAAAUGAUAUCCUACCCAGCUUGGAGCCAGUGGAUUUAAAGCCAAAAGAAAUGCCAGUGAAUUUGGAGGAAGGAGAAUCUGAUAAAAUACAUGAGUACAAACUGCACGUGAUGGAUGAGUACUCCGUGACAUGGAGCAAGACCACUUGGCCUGGGAACCACGUAGACUUCUUCUACCAAGAAAUAGAGAGACACGAGAGGUUCUUACCAUGUCUGUUUCUUCCCAGAAGACCUCAAGGAAGACAGCCUAAGACUGUGGUCCUACAGGGAGUUGCUGGGGUUGGAAAAACAACCCUAGCCAAAAAGCUGAUGUUGGAUUGGGCACAAAACAAGUUCUAUCCCCACAAGUUUUGGUGUGCUUUUUACUUCCAUUGCCGGGAAGUGGCCCAGGUGGACAAGCAGAGCUUCUCGGAGCUGAUUGCCCAUAAAUGGCCUGGGUCACAGGCUCUCAUGUCCAAGAUUAUGUCCAAACCAGAACAACUUCUGCUCCUCUUUGAUGGCUUUGAAGAGGUAACAUUGACCCUUACAGAUAUACCAACCAACCUGAGUGAGGACUGGAGCCAGAAAUUGCCCGGGUCUGUCCUCCUGACCAGUUUGCUAAGCAAAAGAAUGCUUCCUGAAGCCACCAUACUGAUCACCCUGAGGUUCACAUCUCGGAGGAGACUUAAGCCCUUCCUAAAACAUCCCUCCUUUAUAACCCUUACAGGGUUUGGUAUGGCAGAAAGAGCCAAGUAUUUCAGGACCUAUUUCAGAAACAAGAGGGAGGCUGAUGAAGCCUUGAGUUUUGUCAUGGGAAACUCGAUUCUCUUCUCCAUGUGCCAGGUCCCUGUGGUUUGCUGGAUCGUGUGUUCUUGUCUGAGACAGCAGAUGGAUAGAGGAGCAGAUCUCACGCAGGUGUAUCCAAACGCCACGGCCCUAUUUGUCCAGUAUCUGUCUAGCUUAUAUCCCACCGAGACUGGAGGAGCUCCCAGUAACACUCACCAAGAACAACUGAGAGGUCUGUGUUACUUGGCUGCAGAGGGUAUGUGGAACAUGAAAUGGGUGUUUGACAUGAAAGACUUGGAGCACGCCAAGCUGGAUGGGACCGCCGUUGCUACUUUUCUCCAUGUGAAUAUUUUUCAAAGGGUUGCAGGUGACAAGGACCAUUAUGCUUUUGCUUUCAUGAGCUUCCAGGAAUUUUUUGCUGCCUUGUUGUAUGUCCUCUGCUCCCCACAAAGUCUAAAAAAUUUCCAGGUGUUGGACCGUGUGCAUGUCACACGCCUGAUAGCAUACCCAGGAAGAAAGAAAAAUUAUCUCACUCAGAUGGGGCUUUUCUUAUUUGGCCUCUUAAAUGAAGCGUGUGCUUUAGCUGCGGAGAACUCAUUCCGAUGCAAGCUGACCUUAGGUAAUAGAAAGAAGUUGCUGAAAGUCGCAACCCUGUCACAUGAAUGUGGCCCCCCAACCCCGCACCAUGGGGUCCCACAACUAUUGUACUGUCUGCAUGAAAUCCAGGAGGAGGCAUUUGUGAGUCAGAUCCUAAAUGAUUGUCAGAAAGCUGCUUUGAUAAUCAGCAAGAACAAAGACAUGCAAGUGUCUGCUUUUUGUCUUAAGCACUGUAAACAUCUGCGGUGUCUAGAACUGACCUUCACACUGACCGUCACCCAAGUUUGGACGCUUAACCGACUAAGCCACCCAGGCGCCCCGAGACCGGAGGGCAGUGAUCAGUGUUUUCUCUGGUGGCAAGACUUCUGCUCCGUGUUUAAGACACUCGAGAAUUUGGAAGUUCUGUCUGUGACAAACACUUUUAUGGAGACUAAUUCAGCGAAGGUUUUUUAUGCGGCUCUGAGACACCCUCGGUGUCAACUGAAAAAACUAAUCUUUAGACAUAUGAAUCCCUCCAUGUUGAAUGAAGACUUACUCCAAGUUUUGAUUGAAAAUCGGUAUCUGAGAUACGUGGAAAUACAAGGCAUGGAAGUGAGAUGUGAAACCAUGGAGUUUCUGUGCAGAGCCUUGAGAUAUCCACAGUGCUAUCUACAACGUCUCAGCCUGGAAGACUGCUCACUUACCUCUAAAAGUUGGAUUGAUCUUGCCAGGGAUCUCAGAAGUAACAUACACUUGAAGACACUAAUACUAGGAAAUAGCUUCCUGGAGACAUUUGGGGAAUAUUACCUGUCCAUGGCCUAACUGAAGAGGUUGUCAUAAAUCUUUUUGUUGGAGAACUGUGACCUCACACUGCUUUCUUGUAAAAGUCUUAUCUCUUCCCUCAAGAGAAAUGAGAUCCUGACCCAUCUGAGCUUGGCAGAAAAUGCCUUGAAGGACGAAGGGGCAAAACAGCUUUGCAGUGUCUUACAACACUCUUCAUGCCCACUACAGAGGCUGGUGCUGAGAAACUGUAGCCUGACCUCCGAGUGCUGUCAGGACAUAGCCUCUGCUCUGGAUAAAAAUAAAAAUUUGAGAAGCCUGGAUCUGGGUUUUAACAGCCUGAAGGAUGAUGGUGUUAUCCUGCUCUUUGAGGCCCUCAUGAACCCUGAGUCUGUCCUCCAGAUUCUGGAGUUGGAAAGGUGCCUAUUCACCUCUGUCUGCUGCCAGGCUAUGGCCUCCAUGCUCCUCCACAACCAGAGCCUAAGGGAGAUGAAGCAGGAUUAUGCAGCAGAGAUGAUGACGAGGCUGGAGGGCCCAGCCGUGAAGAGCGAAGUCCUGAGGAUCAUACAGGACUGGAGCACUGAGUGCUGGGAGGAGACAAGAAGGAUGGAGUGA